GGGGCUAGGCUCUCCCGCGGGGCGGGGCUCCCUCUGGGCGGCGCGUGCGCACGGGCGGCGGCGGCGCGGCCGUCACUCGGGCCGGCAUGGCGGUGUGCGCUCGCCUCUGCGGCGUUGGCCCGUCGCGGGGAUGCCGGCGCCGCCAGCAGCGGCGGGGCCCGGCUGAGACGGCGGCGGCUGAUAGCGAGCCGGACACGGACCCGGAGGAAGAAUGCAUCGAGGCGGGCGCGGCGGCGCUGUCCGGGGCGGGGGGCGGCCGGAGCGCGGGCCCCUCGCCGCCCCCGCGCUGCUCGCUGCUGGAGCUGCCGCCCGAGCUGCUGGUGGAGAUCUUCGCCUCGCUGCCCGGCACCGACCUGCCCAGCCUGGCCCAGGUCUGCACCAAGUUCCGGCGCAUCCUGCACACCGACACCAUCUGGAGGCGGCGCUGCCGGGAGGAGUAUGGCGUUUGUGAAAACUUGCGGAAGCUGGAGAUCACGGGUGUGUCUUGUCGAGACGUAUAUGCGAAGCGUAUAAACCCGCGCGUCAAGUCGGGACGGUUCAUGAAAAUUCUGCCCGAUUACGAGCACAUGGAGUACAGAGAUGUGUACACCUGCCUGCUUCACCGGUACAGACACAUUUUGGGCCUGUGGCAGCCAGACAUCGGGCCGUACGGAGGACUGCUGAACGUGGUGGUGGACGGCUUGUUCAUCAUUGGCUGGAUGUACCUGCCUCCCCACGAUCCUCAUGUGAAUGACCCAAUGCGAUUCAAGCCCUUGUUUAGAAUCCACCUGAUGGAGAGGAAGUCGGCCACGGUGGAAUGCAUGUACGGCCACAGGGGGCCCCACAAUGGCCACAUCCAGAUUGUGAAGAAGGAUGAGUUCUCCACCAAGUGCAACCAGACAGAUCACCACAGGAUGUCUGGCGGGAGGCAAGAGGAAUUCCGAACGUGGCUAAGGGAAGAAUGGGGACGGACACUGGAGGACAUUUUCCACGAGCACAUGCAGGAGCUCAUCCUGAUGAAGUUCAUCUACACCAGUCAGUAUGACAACUGCCUGACCUACCGCCGCAUCUACCUCCCGCCCAGCCACCCGGACGACCUCAUCAGGCCUGGCCUCUUCAAAGGCACCUACGGCAGCCAUGGCCUGGAGAUCGUCAUGCUCAGCUUCCAUGGGAAGCAUGCCAGGGGCACGAAGAUCACGGGUGACCCCAACAUCCCUGCUGGGCAGCAGACGGUGGAGAUUGACCUCAUGCACCGCAUCCAGCUGCCCGACGUUGAGAACCUCCGCAAUUUCAAUGAGCUCUCCCGCAUCGUCCUGGAAGUCCGUGAGCAGGUGCGCCAGGAGCAGCAGCAGCAGGAAGACGGGCCUGAGGAUGCUGAGGGCUGCAGCCGGCAAAGCCCCCAAGAGCCCCAGCGGGGCCCUGCCCAGCCCAGUGUGGAGCCGCCCGCUGAGAAAGGCAGCGAGCCCGGGGACGGAGGCGCCGCAGCUGCGGCUGAGCAGCCCGUCGAGUCUGGGCAGGGGCAGCCAUUUGUGCUGCCUCUGGGGGUGAGCUCGAGGAACGAGGACUAUCCCCGCACCUGCAGGAUGUGUUUCUAUGGCACAGGCCUCAUCGCUGGCCAUGGCUUCACCAGCCCUGAGCGUACCCCUGGGGUUUUCAUCCUGUUCGACGAGGACCGCUUUGGCUUCAUCUGGCUGGAGCUAAAAUCCUUCAGCCUGUACAGCAGGGUCCAGGCCACCUUCCGGAACGCAGACGCACCGUCCCCACAGGCGUUUGAGGAGAUGCUCAAGAACAUUCAGUCCCUCACCUCCUGACGGCCCCCUCCCCUGCCGGGGUGCUCCUGGGGCUCCGGCCCCUGCGACCUGCCAGAGCAGCAGCAUGCACUUCGGACAUCUGGCCUUGGACCAGAACACCCACCUUCUCAUAGGGGUCACGGCCCAGCCCCCCGGGAUGCUUUCUAUAGAGUGUGCAACCCAGGCCUGUAUAGUUGUCAGUAGCUGAUGGGAAAGCUGAGCAUGUCUUAUAAAAAAAAAAAAAGAACAAGAACAAAACUGAUUUUGAGGCCAGCUGCAGGGUGUGUAAAUAACUGAACUGGAGAAACUGGGUUUGUCCUUGGCCUGCUGGCAGUUUUCUAGGGAAAACAAAAUCCUCCUUCAGGGGAGUUCAUGAGUAACAGAGUCUCUUGCUGUGGGCUGACAUAAGGGGGUCCUCUCACAGGAAGCGAGUGAAAGGGGCCAUGGGCCUGCGAGGGCCGGGGGUGAGGGCCUCGGACAGGUGAACUUUGCUGCAGCCCGGCCAGGGUGGUGGGGGAGGCAGUGUGUGCAGAAAGGGAGCUCUGGGGGAGUGGGGGUGUCGGGUUUGGGACCCUGGACUGAAUUCCUGUUUCUCUAGCGAUGUGCUUGGAUUGUGGACAGAAGCACUUCACCCUGAGCUCAGUUUCCGAUUCAGUGAAAUGGGGCUAGUGACGUGGGUCACUAGAGAAUGUCACCGCAGGCCUGUGAGCAGCUUGGCGGCCUGCGGACACCAUCCUGGCCCUGGUCCCCGGGCAGCGCCUGUGCACCUGCCCCGGCCUCUCUCCAGCUUUAGAACCAAGACCUUCGCUGCAGCCACUUCCAGACAGGGCACUCGUGUCCACACCCUACCCCUCCUCCUGCCGCACCCUGAGCUGCAGCCACUUGUCCCAGAAGUGAGACGGCUACAUCUGAAAUGGCCCUGCAGUUAUUUACCCAGAUGCUGUCCUUGGAAGUGUGAAAGCAUCAGAAGUGGUUGCACAAGACGACUUUGAAGCCCCUUUGCAGGGGAGAGGGCAGCUUUCUAGAAAAGUCACACUGCACGCAGGGAGGCACACUUUGGACACCAGGACCUCUUGGGGACCCUUCUGCUGGCAUUGUGCCUGUGUUGUGCUGACCCCUGCAUUUGGGGACCCUUCUGAGGUCUCUACUGAUCUUGGUGUUUCCUGAAGAGCAGAGCCCUAAGUGCACGCAGGCCCCUGAGAGUUAGCUUCAGCUCUCCCUCCAGCGUGCAGACAGCCACCACCCGUCCACCGCCCAUGGCAUGGGGCUUCACUGGGGGCAGGGCAGACUUCAUCCCCCUCUCAGUUGCUCAUCCUUGUGGGGUGGACUGCACUGAGCCCUCAUACUGAGGGCGAGGGACCCCAGGGAAGGGGGGUGGCUUUGUGGUGCCUUCAUGUAGAGACCAGCCUCAGAUGUCCCAUGAAAUGUGUCCUGUUUUCUCGAUUAAUUUCUCCCUGACUGGCCUUUUUCUAAAAUAAAAAAUCCCCAUUGCCCUAGCUUCAGUGCAUUUGGCAACUUUGAACUUCCUCUGCUUCCUAGAAUCACAGAAUUGACAAGCUCUGAGGCCCAGCCCCUCAAAGGCAAGCUGGCCCUCCCAGGAGGGAGGUGAGCGGAGAAGGCUGGGUCCCUCCUGGGCAGCCACGGGAUGCGUCCACCUGGCGCUAUCAGCCAAGUCUCGUCAGAGAUGCUCGCCGCUCACCUCCCAUCCUUCUAACAGGACCUGCAGUCAGGUUGAAGUGUGAUCCCAGUUUCUCUUGCAGGACUGAGCCUAAAAGCAUUGUCAUCCCUCCCCUCUUGCAGUGUGACUGUUCUUCUCUCGUGCCAAGCAUGGCUGUCUCUGAACAGUGAUAACCAUGGCCAUGAAGCCUUCAGGAAAAUGAAAAUGAAAGACAGCUGGGUGUAGGCUGUUGCUCUCUGAGUUUCACCAUUGUUUAAAUAAAAUCAAGAAAAUGCAUAUUUUACCCAGAGCCUGAGGCUCACUCUAAGGGACCCCAUCUCCAUCUAGGGCCCCCGGUAGCUUUGUAAAGCGCACAUGAAUUAAAGAUGAGCACUUCUGAUUAAAAACCAAUCUCAAAUCUAAA
Messenger RNA from Equus quagga, 3850 nucleotides. It is a transcript of the gene FBXO31, whose product is annotated as F-box protein 31. NCBI's taxonomy places the organism in Eukaryota, Metazoa, Chordata, Mammalia, Perissodactyla, Equidae. The coding region runs from base 87 to 1790 and encodes 567 amino acids. The record is from RefSeq and is a predicted model, not a curated record. Gene Ontology annotation, molecular function: protein binding. The transcript is spliced from 10 exons.